Messenger RNA from Podarcis muralis (Common wall lizard), 5360 nucleotides. RefSeq names its product leucine rich repeat LGI family member 3 (gene LGI3). Gene Ontology annotation, molecular function: protein binding. Gene Ontology annotation, cellular component: synaptic vesicle. The record is from RefSeq and is a predicted model, not a curated record. Gene Ontology annotation, biological process: regulation of exocytosis. Lineage: Eukaryota; Metazoa; Chordata; Lepidosauria; Squamata; Lacertidae.
CUGCUGCUGCUGCUGCGCUCUAUUGCCACGUGCAGCCGACCUUUUGUUCCACGACCCGCCCCCCGCGGGCGCCGCGACAACCCCCAGGCUGAGGCUGCAUCCAGUCAGCGAUGCGCUCAUCCAUCCACCCUCCCCAUCAGUGAUCACUCCAGAACUUGGUGCUUUCGUGCUGCGCGCGUCUCUCCAUCACGCCUGGCGGAGGAGCGCAGCUUUCUGCAGGGAUGAGAUAGCUCCCAGCAGCCUGCAAACACAGAGAAGAGGAACCAGAAGCUGUAGAGGAGGCGAGCGGAGAGUUCGGCUUGCUCCUGCAUCGUCUUCCUCAGCUGCUGCUGCUGCAAACGCCCGUUUCUCCCCGGGGAGACCUUCCCCAGCCUUGGAGGACUGGUUCCUUCCCAGGAAAAGGCCAUGGCAGAGCUGCAGAGGCUGGGGCAGCUUCUCCUCCUCUUCCUCCUGGGCCUGGCCUGCCUCUGGCUGCCCGCCACCUGCCGGAAAGCCCCCAGGCCUCCCCCCUGCCCGCCCAGCUGCUCUUGCACCAGAGACACAGCCUUCUGCGUCGACUCCAAGGCCAUCCCCAAGAGCCUGCCGCGGGAUGUGAUUUCGCUGACCCUGAUAAAUGCAGACUUCAGCGAAAUCAAAGAAGCCGCCUUCGCUCACCUCCCGUUCCUGCAGUUCCUCUUAUUGAAUUCCAACACGUUUUCCUUGAUUGGGGACAAUGCGUUCACUGGACUCUCCCACCUGCAGUACCUGUUCAUCGAGAACAACAACAUCCAGGCUCUGUCGAAAAAUGCCUUUCGUGGGCUCAAGUCCUUGACACACCUGUCUUUGGCCUACAACAAUCUGCAGACGCUGCCCAGAGGCCUCCUGAAACCGCUGGACAUCUUGAGCGACCUAGACCUCCGGGGCAACUCGUUGACCUGUGACUGCAACAUCAAGUGGCUAGUGGAAUGGAUGGAGAGCACCAACACAAGCAUCCCCGCCGUUUUCUGUGGGAGCCCCGCUCAGUACCAAGGCCAGAAGAUCCGGGACCUGCCCCUCAAGGACUUUGACUGCGUCACCACAGACUUUGUGGUGCACCAGGUCCUGCCUUUCCAGUCUGUGUCCGCAGAGCCGUUCCUGUACUCCAGCGACCUCUACGUGGCCCUGGCCCAGCCCAGUUCCAGCAGCUGCAGCAUCCUCAAGUGGGACUAUGUCGAACGGAAGCUGCGGGACUUUGACCGCAUCCCUGCUCACUCAGCCGUUUACUGCAAGCCCAUUGUGGCCGAGUCACAGCUUUACGUCGUGGUGGCCCAGCUCUUCGGCGGCUCCUACAUCUACCGCUGGGACACCAACAUCGACAAGUUCAUCAAGAUCCAGGACAUCGACAGCCAGAAGAUCCGUAAGCCCAACGAUAUCGAGGCCUUCCAGAUCGAGGGCGAGUGGUUCUUCGUCAUUGCUGACAGCUCCAAAGCUGGCUCCACCAGCCUCUACCGCUGGAACCAGAAUGGCUUCCACCCCCACCAGGACCUGCACUCGUGGCACCGUGACACCGACGUGGAGUACCUGGAGAUUGACGGCAAGCCCCGGCUGAUCAUCUCCAGCAGUUCCCAGGCCCCCAUCAUCUACCAGUGGAACCGCUCGCAGAAGCAGUUCCUCCACCUGGGCGAUGUGGCAGACGUGAUGGACGUCCAGAUGGUCAAGCACUUCCGGGUCAAGAGGGACAACUUCCUGUGCCUCAGCCGCUACAUUGGCGACUCCAAGGUGGUCAAGUGGGAGGGCCUGCGGUUCACGGAGCUGCAGACCUUGCCCUCCCGAGGCUCCAUGGUGAUGGAGCCGUUCCGGGUGUCCCAGCAUCAAUAUAUGGCCCUGGGGAGUGACUUCUCCUUCACCCACAUCUACCUGUGGGAUGAAGAGAAGCAGAAAUUUGCAAAGUUCCAGGAACUCUCUGUGCAGGCACCCCGCGCCUUCCGCCCUAUCCCUUUGGAGGACAUGGAUAUCCUGCUUGCGCCCAGCUUCAAGGGGAACACACUGGUUUACAAGCAUAUCGUGGUAGAUCUCAGCUUGUAGGGCAGAGGUAGGUCACCGCCAUCCCCUACCUGCACACACACACACACACACACACUUCUGCUGGAGGUGGGCACCUGAGCACUGUUGUCACUUGGAGCAAGGCUGCUUACUCAUCCCCCACCCUUCUUCUCUCCACGGUAAGGAUAUAAGCUCAGGGCCUCCUCAAUGCAGAGGCUCCUCCAGAACACAAAAGGGACCUAACAUACACUCACACACUCCUACGUCGACCUGGAUGUAUAUGCAAUAAUAAUAACAUACCCCUAGACCUCACGUCAUUAACUCCAUGCAACGCUGGCCAAGCGUGCCAGUUGAAACGCAAAUCUUGUUGCCAAAUUUCAGCACCGAAGUAACUCUCCACACAUACACACGCAACAGACACAUGAAGCUCCCCGGAAUAAUGACCACACUUGGAAAUGACCUUUUGAGGUGAUCCCUUGAGCGUGUAAGAGUUGAAAUGUUACGUUUCCACACUAGGGAUUUCCUCUGGGGUUGCAACUUUUGGUUUUUUAAGUACACCCACACGACAACGUUGUCAUCAAAUCGCUGUUCUCCUGCCUUUCCUCCCGGGUUUCUUCCAUUUCUUUUGAGAUCUCCCAAAAGGUUAAUUUUGUUUUGUUUUUUAAGGAAUGGAAUAGCAUCCUGAUUGCAAACCAUGAUGAAAGUGCAGUAGAAAUUAUGUCUGGAGGGCCUCAUUGACUCAGCUGGCCCCUGCCAAUCCAUACCAAUCCAUUAAACAGGGAGCUCAAUACAAACCAACAUCUUUUGCUCCAUACUUCCUGCCUUGCAACAAAUAAACCCUGAUUCUGCGCGCGCGCGCGCACACACACACACACACACACAUUUUUUAUGGCUCUGCACCAGCAGCUCCCAGCUGACUUCCAGCUGUGCCUCUAACAUCCUAGUUUUUUCUGACUGGUCUAUCAGCUCUUAUUAACCUCUAAACCUACAGCAACUCUCAUCCUAAGAAAGCCGCUUUCUAGCUGUUGUGGACAGAGAGCUAGAAAACAUAAUGGUGGUUGGAUUGGGAAUCAGGUAGCAAGUAAAGAGACAUAAAUAUUAAUUACACAACCCCUACCAGAAAUCCCAUGAUUUCUAAGCUCGUUUGCAGAUUUCUGAGGGUCCAUAAAACAUUAUUCCACAUACUAAGAGGAAUAUGCUGGAAGAUAUCACAGGAUCGAGACCAGACAUCCAUCUGGAUAGUGCAACUGAUGCAUACAGUCUAUGAUUAUAUGAAGACAGUUACUAUAUGCAGCUAUUUUAUUAUGCAACUAAAAUAUGUGACUUUGGCAGCGGACGUCUCUCUAUAUUUUUACAUAUUCCCCAAAGAGUACUCAGUCCUGCUUAUUGCUUCUUGUUAGGCAAAAAGUGUAUUAAGGAAAGAGCAAAGCCUGCUUUCAGUGUGGGGCAGAGGUGGCAGAUGGGUCUCUGUGACUCAAGGUGGUGCAUGGGGCAAACUCUUGCCCAGUUGAGUGGGUCAGCAUUGCAUGUAGCUUGCUUUGCCGGCUCAGGGUGGCUGCAACUUGGCCAAGCUCCCUCUUCCAAAUCAAGGCUGGCUUUGAACCUCUUGGGACUGGCUCAGGAGAGAUGAGGAGCAGCAGAAGGCAGAACUUGCUGUUGUCCAGUCCCAGAAUAAACUGAAUGGGAUUUUGAUCUACUGGUGACAUCUCCUGCUAGCACCAUUCAAUGGGCCAGAUCCUCAGAACCAUUUGAAGCAUGGAGAAACCUCAAUCAGACUCUUGGCCUCCAGGAGUCAGGCCAAGGGCUUCUAGAAAGGGUGGUAGAAGGAGGCUAUGGAAUCCAUAGGGCAAGCAGAACAUCCAAGUGUGCAAACAGAAGGAGAACAGCAAAACAGGCUAAACCUGGGGCAAGAACAGGAGCAAGGAGGAUCCUGGUAAUCUAUGGCUCAGGCUUAAGAAUGUGGUGCAGAGGGUUAUAGAAAACAGAAAGUGGUGCACCAUGGAUACCUGGGUUCAAGAGGGUCAUGUGAUUCCUGCAUUGCAGGGGGUUGGCCCUUUGGGUCCUUUCCAACUCUACAGUUCUAUGAUUCUAUGGGCGUAGGUGGAAAUCCAUGCACUGCCUUCCUUUAGUGGAAGGAGCAGGGCACCCAAAGGUGGUCUCCUCUUUUAAUCUGCAGUAUUUAUGAAAGCCUUGGGUGCAAUUGAGACCCUCUACACCUAACGCUUGUAAAGGCAGAGUGUAGUCAAUGCUAUUUUUCUAGAAAAAGAGGUGCUGGAACUCACCAUGAACGCCUCCCUUGUUCUCUUAUAAUGGCAUGCAGAACGUCCUACAUCCAACCCCUGGCAUCCCUUGGUAGGGCUGGAAAAGACUCCAGGCUGAAACUCAACUGACUCUCCCUGCCUUCUGUCCAGUUUUCCUUCAUCACCUCGUGUUCUGGCACUGCUUGUGGGUUUCCCACAGGCCUCUGGUUGGCCACUGGAUGCCAAACUUGAUGGGCCAUUGCCUGAUCAACCAGGAUUCUUCUUCUGUCCUUAUGCCUUUCCUCUCUAGACCUCACCCUCACUCUCCACAGCCACCUUUCCCCAAGGCGAUGGAGAAAAGCAUCUCAAGCCAUGGAGAAUAGCCAUGCACAGCAACAGCAGGGUGGGGAAAAGGACAAUUCAACUCCCCUCGGCUCUGCAUUUCUUGUGGUGUAAAAUGUAGCACGCACACACACACACACACACACCAUCCUGUCCGGAUUCAGGAAUGUAAGGCCCAGGGAUAUGAAGGACACAAGUGUGAUGGCCUCAGCCCUAUGGUGUGAGUUAUGUUGCAAUCCUAACCCCCUUACUUUGAAGUAAGCCCUAUUGAAUUAAGUGGGGCUUACCUCUGAGUGGUUAUGGUGAGGAUUGCAGCCUUUCUUCUUUUUGGAUGGAGAGCAGGGUGCCUCUGGGCCUACACAGAGAAUCUGUGUCUCACCAUUCUGGAACUUGAGUUUCUCUUGUCUUCAGCCAAGAUAGCCUUUGGCAGGUAGGUGUGGAGGCUGCUCAAAAUUAGGAAAUACCAAGAGCAUUUUGAAUUCUCAAGGAGAAUGGCCUUCCACGUCUCUGCUGGGAAGUACUUGAGGAAAAAUAUUGGGGGGAUAAAGGUGAAGUGAAGCUUCCAUCAGGACGCUUGGACCUUUCCUAGGGAAGGCAUGAUAUUAAGCAGGUAGGGGAGACUCUAUAUGGACAGGACACUUCUCACGACAGACACUUCUGCUUAACCACAUACGAAAUGCACUUGGGAAUGUGCACUGUGAAAAAUAGUGGCACCUCUACACCUUUUAAUUUGACUUGGGAAAUUUAAUUCAUUGUAAUAAAGUUAUUUAUUCCCUA